Mandrillus leucophaeus (drill) is the source of this 8911-nucleotide messenger RNA. It is a transcript of the gene FRYL, whose product is annotated as FRY-like. The annotation marks the transcript as partial. The transcript is spliced from 44 exons. Gene Ontology annotation, cellular component: cell cortex; site of polarized growth. The record is from RefSeq and is a predicted model, not a curated record. NCBI's taxonomy places the organism in Eukaryota, Metazoa, Chordata, Mammalia, Primates, Cercopithecidae. Gene Ontology annotation, biological process: cell morphogenesis; neuron projection development.
CAUGGUGUAGCUAAUGGAGCUUCUCAUCCCCCUCCUCUGGAAAGGAGCCCAUAUUCCAACGUAUUCCAUGUGGUCGAAGGCUUUGCACUUGUCAUUCUCUGUAGCAGUCGACCUGCCACUAGGAAACUAGCCGUCAGUGUCCUUAGAGAAAUACGGGCUUUAUUUGCACUUUUGGAAAUACCUAAGGGUGAUGAUGAAUUAGCCAUAGAUGUGAUGGACAGGCUAAGCCCAUCCAUUCUUGAGAGCUUCAUACAUCUCACUGGGGCUGAUCAGACUACUUUGCUCUAUUGCCCUAGCUCGAUAGAUUUACAAACAUUAGCAGAAUGGAACUCUUCUCCCAUUAGCCACCAGUUUGAUGUGAUUAGUCCAUCACACAUAUGGAUAUUUGCACAUGUGACCCAAGGCCAAGACCCAUGGAUUAUAAGUCUCUCCAGUUUUUUAAAGCAAGAAAAUCUUCCUAAACACUGCUCUACAGCUGUGAGCUAUGCUUGGAUGUUUGCAUACACAAGACUUCAGUUGUUGUCCCCUCAGGUCGAUAUAAAUAGCCCCAUCAAUGCUAAGAAAGUAAAUACCACCACAAGCAGUGACUCAUACAUUGGCCUGUGGAGAAACUAUCUGAUCCUUUGCUGCAGUGCAGCAACAUCGUCAUCUUCCACAUCUACAGGUUCUGUGAGAUGCUCUCCUCCUGAGACGCUGGCGUCUACCCCAGAUAGCGGCUAUAGCAUUGAUUCCAAAAUUAUUGGCAUCCCAUCCCCUUCAUCCUUGUUUAAGCACAUAGUUCCAAUGAUGCGCUCUGAGAGCAUGGAAAUCACAGAAUCCCUUGUUCUAGGUCUUGGCAGGACCAACCCAGGAGCUUUUAGGGAACUAAUAGAGGAAUUACAUCCCAUAAUUAAAGAAGCACUCGAAAGAAGGCCGGAGAAUAUGAAACGGCGCAGGCGUCGAGACAUUUUACGAGUACAACUGGUACGAAUAUUUGAACUGCUGGCAGAUGCUGGUGUCAUUAGUCACAGUGCAAGUGGUGGCCUUGAUAAUGAAACACAUUUUCUCAACAACACUUUAUUGGAGUAUGUAGAUUUAACUAGACAACUCCUGGAAGCAGAAAAUGAAAAAGACUCUGACACACUGAAGGAUAUACGAUGCCAUUUUAGUGCCUUAGUGGCGAAUAUUAUUCAGAAUGUUCCAGUGCACCAGAGAAGAAGUAUUUUUCCUCAGCAGAGCCUUCGUCACAGUCUAUUUAUGCUGUUCAGUCACUGGGCAGGUCCUUUUAGCAUCAUGUUUACGCCCUUGGACAGAUACAGUGAUAGAAAUAUGCAAAUUAAUAGACAUCAAUACUGUGCGUUAAAGGCUAUGUCUGCUGUACUAUGUUGUGGCCCUGUUGCAGAUAAUGUAGGACUUUCAUCAGAUGGCUAUUUAUACAAAUGGUUGGAUAACAUUUUGGAUUCUCUGGACAAAAAGGUUCACCAGCUGGGCUGUGAAGCAGUUACGUUGUUGCUGGAGCUGAACCCUGAUCAGAGCAACCUGAUGUACUGGGCUGUGGACCGCUGCUACACGGGCUCCAGGAGGGUGGCGGCCGGCUGCUUUAAAGCCAUUGCUAAUGUUUUCCAGAACAGGGAUUAUCAGUUUGACACAGUGAUGCUUCUAAAUCUGAUACUGUUUAAAGCAGCUGAUUCUUCUAGAAGUAUCUACGAAGUUGCUAUGCAACUUUUACAGAUUCUGGAACCGAAGAUGUUUCGCUAUGCUCACAAAUUGGAGGUUCAGAGAACAGAUGGAGUACUCAGCCAGCUGUCUCCUCUACCACAUCUCUAUUCUGUUUCAUAUUAUCAGUUGUCCGAGGAACUAGCAAGGGCGUAUCCUGAGCUAACUCUCGCUAUAUUCUCAGAGAUAAGCCAGAGAAUCCAGACAGCUCACCCUGCUGGACGGCAGGUGAUGCUGCACUACCUGCUACCAUGGAUGAACAACAUCGAGCUGGUGGACUUAAAACCUCUCCCCACAGCAAGGCGACAUGAUGAAGAUGAAGAUGAUUCCUUGAAAGACCGAGAACUUAUGGUGACUAGUAGGCGCUGGUUACGGGGAGAAGGAUGGGGAUCUCCACAAGCCACUGCAAUGGUUUUGAACAAUCUGAUGUAUAUGACAGCAAAGUAUGGCGAUGAACUGGCCUGGUCGGAGGUGGAGAACGUGUGGACCACACUUGCAGAUGGCUGGCCCAAAAACCUGAAAAUAAUUUUGCACUUUUUGAUCAGCAUUUGUGGGGUGAAUAGUGAACCAAGCCUCUUGCCUUACGUAAAGAAGGUCAUUGUAUAUUUAGGUAGAGAUAAAACAAUGCAGUUGCUAGAAGAGCUGGUGAGUGAGCUUCAGCUGACCGAUCCUGUCAGUUCAGGGGUCACUCACAUGGAUAAUCCCCCGUAUUAUCGCAUCACUUCCAGCUAUAAAAUCCCUUCUGUCACCUCAGGAACUACUUCCAGUAGCAAUACAAUGGUAGCUCCCACAGAUGGCAAUCCUGAUAAUAAGCCCAUUAAAGAGAAUAUUGAAGAGAGCUAUGUGCACCUGGACAUUUACAGUGGACUGAACAGUCAUUUGAAUCGGCAACAUCACAGACUAGAAUCCCGAUACAGUAGCAGCUCUGGAGGAUCUUAUGAAGAAGAAAAAAGUGAUUCAAUGCCACUUUAUUCUAAUUGGCGACUGAAAGUGAUGGAGCAUAACCAAGGAGAGCCACUGCCCUUCCCACCAGCUGGAGGCUGCUGGUCACCACUGGUGGAUUACGUGCCUGAAACGUCAUCACCUGGAUUACCUCUUCACAGGUGUAACAUAGCAGUGAUCCUUUUGACUGAUCUGAUCAUUGAUCAUAGUGUGAAGGUGGAAUGGGGAAGCUACCUGCAUCUUCUUCUUCAUGCAAUUUUUAUAGGGUUUGACCACUGCCACCCUGAGGUGUAUGAACAUUGUAAACGUCUGCUUCUGCACUUAUUAAUAGUAAUGGGACCCAAAAGUAACAUCCGAACUGUUGCUUCUGUCCUUCUCAGGAACAAGGAGUUUAAUGAGCCCAGGGUGCUUACAGUCAAACAAGUUGCACACUUAGAUUAUAAUUUCACAGCAGGCAUUAACGAUUUUAUACCUGAUUACCAGCCCUCCCCUAUGACUGACUCAGGGCUUAGCUCAAGUUCUACCUCUUCUAGUAUCAGCUUAGGAAAUAACAGUGCUGCCAUUUCACAUCUGCACACCACUAUCCUCAAUGAGGUUGACAUCUCAGUGGAGCAGGAUGGAAAAGUCAAAACCCUCAUGGAAUUCAUUACCUCAAGAAAAAGAGGGCCCCUUUGGAACCAUGAGGAUGUUUCUGCCAAGAAUCCUAGCAUAAAGAGUGCUGAACAGUUAACUACAUUUUUGAAACAUGUGGUUUCUGUUUUUAAGCAGUCGAGCUCAGAAGCAAUUCAUUUGGAACAUCAUCUUAGUGAAGUUGCUCUGCAAACUGCACUUUCCUGUUCUUCUCGACACUAUGCUGGGAGAUCCUUUCAGAUUUUCAGGGCCCUAAAGCAGCCUCUGACUGCAACUACACUUUCUGAUGUUCUCUCCAGACUUGUAGAAACUGUAGGGGAUCCAGGAGAAGAUGCACAGGGAUUUGUGAUUGAGCUUCUUCUCACAUUGGAAUCUGCAAUUGAUACUUUGGCUGAAACCAUGAAGCAUUAUGAUCUUCUUUCUGCCCUUUCUCAAACCUCAUAUCAUGAUCUUAUAAUGGGAAACAAGUAUGCAGCUAACAGGAAAAGCACUGGACAACUCAAUCUAAGCACAAGUCCCAUUAAUAAUAGCAGUUAUUUGGGAUAUAACAGUAAUGCAAGAAGUAACUCUUUGAGAUUAAGUUUGAUUGGUGACCGACGAGGUGACCGGCGGCGGAGUAACACACUGGAUAUAAUGGAUGGACGGAUAAACCAUAACAGUAGUUUAGCAAGGACUAGAAGCCUUUCCUCUCUAAGAGAGAAAGGAAUGUAUGAUGUGCAGUCCACUACUGAGCCUACCAACUUGAUGGCCACCAUUUUUUGGAUAGCAGCAUCUUUAUUAGAAUCAGAUUAUGAAUAUGAAUACCUCCUGGCUCUCAGGCUUCUCAACAAACUGCUUAUCCAUUUGCCUUUGGAUAAAUCAGAGAGUCGAGAGAAGAUUGAAAAUGUACAAAGCAAAUUGAAAUGGACUAAUUUUCCAGGACUUCAGCAGCUCUUCCUUAAGGGUUUUACCUCAGCAUCUACACAAGAAAUGACCGUGCACCUCCUCAGUAAACUCAUUUCUGUCUCCAAACAUACAUUGGUGGAUCCUUCCCAAUUGUCAGGCUUUCCUCUUAACAUCCUUUGCUUAUUGCCUCACUUAAUCCAGCAUUUUGACAGCCCAACUCAGUUUUGCAAAGAAACAGCUAGUCGAAUAGCAAAGGUUUGUGCAGAAGAAAAAUGCCCAACACUUGUCAAUCUGGCACACAUGAUGAGUUUGUACAGUACACACACAUAUUCCAGAGACUGUUCUAACUGGAUCAAUGUCGUGUGCAGAUACCUGCAUGACUCCUUCUCAGAUACAACGUUUAAUCUUGUGACUUAUCUUGCAGAGCUAUUAGAAAAAGGAUUGUCCAGUAUGCAGCAGUCAUUACUACAGAUUAUUUAUAGUCUAUUGAGUCAUAUUGACCUGUCUGCAGCCCCAGCCAAGCAGUUUAAUCUGGAGAUCAUAAAGAUUAUUGGCAAAUACGUACAGAGUCCUUACUGGAAGGAAGCCCUUAACAUAUUAAAGCUGGUGGUGUCACGCUCUGCGAGUCUUGUCGUACCCAGUGAUAUCCCCAAGACCUAUGGAGGAGAUACAGGUUCUCCUGAAAUAUCCUUCACUAAAAUUUUUAAUAAUGUUUCUAAGGAGUUGCCUGGGAAGACCUUGGAUUUUCAUUUUGAUAUAUCUGAGACACCAAUUAUUGGAAACAAAUACGGUGAUCAGCACAGUGCAGCUGGAAGAAAUGGGAAACCAAAAGUUAUUGCUGUCACUAGAAGUACUUCCUCAACUUCUUCUGGUUCUAAUUCUAACGCCUUGGUUCCUGUUAGUUGGAAAAGGCCACAGUUAUCACAGCGAAGAACAAGAGAAAAGCUAAUGAAUGUGCUUUCUCUCUGUGGUCCAGAAUCUGGCCUUCCAAAGAACCCAUCAGUUGUAUUUUCUUCUAAUGAGGAUUUAGAAGUCGGUGACCAACAGACUAGCCUAAUUUCUACAACAGAAGACAUAAUUCAAGAGGAAGAAGUAGCUGUGGAAGAUAAUAGCAGUGAACAACAGUUUGGUGUUUUUAAGGAUUUUGACUUUUUAGAUGUUGAACUGGAAGAUGCAGAGGGUGAAAGUAUGGACAAUUUCAACUGGGGAGUUCGCAGGCGCUCACUAGACAGUAUUGACAAAGGGGACACUCCAUCCCUCCAAGAGUACCAGUGCUCUAGUAGCACCCCCAGCCUGAACCUCACCAAUCAGGAGGAUACGGAUGAGUCCUCAGAAGAAGAAGCGGCACUUACAGCAAGCCAGAUACUCUCACGCACACAGAUGUUAAACAGUGAUUCUGCCACUGAUGAAACAAUGCCAGACCAUCCUGACUUACUUCUCCAGUCUCAAGAUUCCAUUGGCAGCAUCACAACAGAAGAAAUGCUUCAAAUCAGGGAUGAGACCCCAACUUUGGAGGCUUCUCUAGAUAAUGCUAACAGCCAGCUGCCUGAGGAUACAAGUUCAGUAUUAAAGGAAGAACAUGUUACAACCUUUGAAGAUGAAGGGUCCUAUAUAAUUCAAGAACAGCAGGAUUCUCUUGUGUGUCAAGGAAUUCUUGAUUUAGAAGAAACUGAAAUACCGGAGCCUCUAGCUCCUGAAAGCUACCCUGAGUCAAUCUGCGAAGAGGAUGUUACCUUAGCUCUGAAAGAGCUAGAUGAAAGAUGUGAAGAAGAAGAAGCAGAUUUCUCCGGACUGUCUAGUCAAGACGAAGAAGAGCAAGAUGGUUUUCCAGAAGUACAGACAUCGCCUCUGCCAUCACCAUUUCUUUCUGCCAUCAUAGCCGCCUUUCAGCCCGUGGCAUAUGAUGAUGAAGAGGAAGCCUGGCGCUGCCACGUCAAUCAGAUGCUGUCUGACACUGACGGGUCCUCUGCAGUGUUUACUUUUCAUGUGUUUUCUAGGCUUUUUCAGACAAUUCAAAGAAAGUUUGGAGAAAUAACUAAUGAGGCAGUCAGCUUUCUUGGUGAGAGUCUGCAACGCAUUGGUACCAAAUUUAAAAGCUCCUUGGAAGUGAUGAUAAUAUGUUCAGAAUGCCCAACAGUCUUUGUGGAUGCUGAAACACUGAUGUCAUGUGGUUUGCUGGAAACCCUCAAGUUUGGUGUUUUGGAGUUGCAAGAACACCUGGAUACAUACAAUGCCAAAAGAGAAGCCACUGAGCAGUGGCUAGAUGAUUGUAAGAGGACAUUUGGUGCCAAAGAAGACAUGUAUAGGAUAAACACAGAUGCACAACAAAUGGAAAUACUAGCAGAAUUGGAGCUCUGCCGAAGAUUAUACAAAUUGCAUUUUCAAUUGCUGCUUCUGUUCCAGGCCUACUGUAAACUUAUCAACCAAGUAAAUACAAUAAAAAAUGAAGCAGAGGUCAUCAACAUGUCAGAGGAACUUGCCCAACUGGAAAGUAUCCUCAAAGAAGCUGAGUCCGUUUCCGAAAAUGAAGAAAUUGACAUUUCCAAAGCUGCACAAACUACUAUAGAAACUGCCAUUCAUUCUUUAAUUGAAACUUUGAAAAAUAAGGAAUUUAUAUCAGCUGUAGUACAAGUCAAAGCUUUCAGAUCUCUCUGGCCCAGUGAUAUCUUUGGCAGUUGUGAAGAUGACCCUGUGCAGACACUGUUACAUAUAUAUUUCCAUCAUCAGACGCUGGGCCAGACAGGAAGCUUUGCAGUUAUAGGCUCUAACCUGGACAUGUCAGAAGCCAACUACAAACUGAUGGAACUUAAUCUGGAAAUAAGAGAAUCUCUACGCAUGGUGCAAUCAUACCAACUUCUAGCACAGCCCAAACCAAUGGGAAAUAUGGUGAGCACUGGAUUCUGAGACACUUCAGGCCUUUAGGAAAGAAACUAAACUGAAGAUGAUGAAGAAUAUUAAACCAAGCACCUUUUAUGGACCCUUGCAUUCACUGAUAACUUUCUGGCAGCAUCUACUUUUUAGUUUAACUAAUGUCAAACUGUAUCAAAAACAAAGAUCUGAAAGAAAAAAAUCUGGUAUUUUAACAGCUGCCAACAUCUCCCACAAUAACUGUAUGAAGAAGGAAUUUUUUAAUUACUUAACCUACGUGAAAAGAAAAGGGCUAAAAGUGAUGCCUACAAAUACAUUACUUUCUGGGGAAAGAAAAGAAUUCCAAGAAUGUUUGCAAUAAUGGCCUCCAAUACUGAAACAUCCAAAAGCGGGUGAAAUGAGGCUGAAAUCAAGGCUGUUUCAUUUUAGCUGAAGACCUGCAAAGCUGCUUGAAUUUCUAGCAGUCGAAAACCUAACCUGCAAUUGAUGCUUAAUCAUCCAGAUGAACAUGCAGUCAGCUAUACACAUCAAGACUCAUUUACAAAAACCAUUGAUUUUUCAGUAUGUGGGAUAAGGGUUUGGGUUUUUUUGGUUUGUUUUUUGGUCUGUAUAAGGAAUUAUGUGUGUGUGAGUUGGGAUGUGUGGAUAUGUGAUAUUUUCAAGGUAUGGAUGUUUGGUUAUGACGUCUCAGAGCAUGCCUAAAAGAGCACUGCAAGAUUAUUUUUGAAGAAAUGUUAUUUUAUUAGAUCUAACUCUUCAUAGUAUGUAAAUGUUAGAACAUUUUAAUAAUAUUUUAAAACUGGGCUUUCCCAGUAUUUCAAAAAGAAAUAAUAUAUCUGUUAACGUUAUUGGAAUGCUGCUCAGUUCUCUGAUCAGUGCUUAUGUUACGAUUGUUGAUAACUAACCAAAGUAGAUGCCUGCAGAGACUUUAAAAUGUAAAAUAAAGAUGUAUGCUGCCUGUCAGCUAUUCUCAUUAGAAAAGUUAACUUAUUUUACUCCAUAUAGAAACUGUAGAGACUAAAACCAGUAUUUUCUUGUACAUUUGUGCCAUGCACUGUUAUAUAAGAAUAGGUGUACAAAGCUAAAGAAAAAAAUGUGGUCACUGAUGAUGGAAUAUAUGACUUGCAGGCUUUGAAGUCUGCAGAAUUCAAGAAAAGAGCUGCAAAUGCAUUUUUUAUAUGUUUAUUCAGGACUCACAUGUUUUACCCUAAAGAAAGAAACCUAGGGCUAGGGGAAAUGAAAGCAAGCCUGAAGACUGACUACCAAAACAUGCAGUAUACUUAUUCAUUGUGUAAGUCUGUAGUAUAACAUGAACUGGAGUCUCUACCCUUUUUUAAAUCGCAUUUUGUAAGAAAAGAAAAAAAAAAAAAAAAAAGAAUGUAGUCCCACAACUCCUGAUUUGAAAGAAACACCUUGUAUUUUUUAUAUACAUCUCUUAUCCACUGUGAUCCACUGUGACUUUUCUUUUAAACUGGGCUCUGUGAUUCCAGAGUUUAGAAUGUAGAAAUGAAAUGCUUAGCUUUACCUUUUCUUGGGGGUGUGGACCCUGCCAGAAAUGUAAUUACGUAUGCUCAAGUGCAUUAACUGAAGGCACUGUGCACACCAUUGGACUGCUGACCACAGUUACAUAUCCAGUAAAAUUCCGUAUCUGGUCACGGCUCAUUCAUAAUCACUGUACUUUUGGACCCUGAUAAAGACAAUUAUUUUGAUGGUGUUCUGGUACUGUAAGUAAGUGGUAUCCUUUAAAUUAUUUAAAACUUUUGGGUGUGGGGCAGGCAGAGAGGGAUGGUGUCCAGAGAUACAUUACACUUUACAUCCUAUCUUACUCUCCCCUGUUUUUCUCACCCUCCUUACAUCCUUUUUGUUAAAAAUAAAAAGCAUUGUAGCUGUU